Messenger RNA from Fonticula alba, 1498 nucleotides. RefSeq lists its product as hypothetical. Gene Ontology annotation, cellular component: plasma membrane. The coding region runs from base 26 to 1342 and encodes 438 amino acids. The transcript is spliced from 4 exons. NCBI's taxonomy places the organism in Eukaryota, Rotosphaerida, Fonticulaceae. The record is from RefSeq and is a predicted model, not a curated record. Gene Ontology annotation, biological process: glycolipid biosynthetic process.
CCCCCCCCCUCUGCCAUACAGAACCAUGUCCAGCGCCAUCACCAACGCCGCCAAGGAGGCCACCGCCCGCAUGGGCAGCCGCAAGUUCGACCUCGUCCUGUGGGGCGCCACCGGCUACACCGGCAAGCUGGUGGCCCAGUACCUGGCGUCGCGCUAUGAGAACCACCCGGCGCACGAGGAGGGCCUCCCCUCCGGUGGCGAUGGGCUGACCGAGCGCAACCUGUGCAUCGCCCUGGCCGGGCGCAACCGCCAGCGCCUGGAGGAGCUGCGCUCCAGCCUGGCCCUGAUGCGCCCCUCCUGGGCCAACGCCCCGGUCCUCGUGCAUGACCUGACCAACCAGGCCUGCAUCGACUCCAUGGUGGAGAAGACCCGCGUGAUGGUGGCCCUGGUCGGGCCCUUCUCCCAGUACGGCACGCCGGUGGUGGACGCCUGCGUGCGUCUCGGCACGCACUACGUCGACAUCACCGGCGAGGUCCCCUGGACCAAGAGCAUCAUCGACAAGUACCACACCCGCGCCGAGACCGCCGGCAUCAAGCUUGUCCCCCACUGCGGCUUCGACAGUGUCCCCAGUGACAUCGGCACCCUGAUGGCCGAGCGCGCCUUCGCCCUCAAGUACACCGGCCAGUCGCCGAAGAUCGUCAAGGGCAGCUUCCUCGAGGCGACUGGCGGUCUCAGCGGCGGUACCAUCGCCACCAUGGUCUCCCACAUCGAGAAGCUGAACACCCGGCCGAACCUGCUCAACCCGGCCGGUGUCAACCAGACCCUUGACCACAAGGACCAGAACAUGCUUGCCUACGACGCGGACUUCAAGCGCUGGACCCUGCCCUUCCUGAUGGCCUCCAUCAACACCCGCCUGGUCCGGCGGUCGAUCGCCCUGCGCGGCCAGCAGUAUCGCUAUGACGAGAAUGCCUCGCACAAGGGCCUCCCCCGGGCGGCGCUGCAGUUUGCCUUCCAGUUCUUCUUCUUCCUGAUGUUCCAGUUCGCCAUGACUCGCAACUUCCUGCUGCGCAUCCUCCCCUCGCCGGGCGAGGGCCCCUCCGAGAAGGAGGUCCGCACCGGCCACUUCAACGCGCAGUUCAUCGCCAAGAAGAUGGGCACCGGCCAGAGCGCCUCCGUCUGCAUUAAGGGUCCCUCCGCUUACCAGCUGACCGCCGUCACCGUUGCCGAGGCCGCCAUUGUCCUGGCCCUGGGCCUGGACUCGUCGGAGGGUGACAGCGACGACAAUGACAACCCGGCCGUCCUGCCCAAGGCCCUGCCGGCCGGUGUGCUCACCGCCUCCACCGCCCUCGGACCCCACUACAUCAGCCGCCUGCGCCGUGGCGGUGUGACUUUCAAUGUCUGAGCAAGUGUGCCGGACGCCCCAUUCUCCCACUCCUCCCCCGCCCCCGCCCCCUCUCCCCUUCUUCCCUCUGCUGUGCCUCUGCUGUGUGCACGGGCGCGCACACGAUCACACAUAUAUAUAUGUCGAGACAGAGUGAAUAUAGUCUCCACAUCGCGA